AUGCACGGGUCGCGGGUGAACCGGCCGCACUCCAGCAUGUUGACUCUAUCAGGCACACGACUCAAAUCUUCCACAUUGCAGCGACUCCCAAGCCUGAUUGCUGGCAGUGCACCUAUUACAUCCCAAAUGGAUAUAUUGAAAGGAGAGUCGCACGUUGGUGACCACUUCCUCACAAACAAGCAACUAGAACUUGUAUACCGCUCCAACAUCCAUUCUGGUCUUAAAGAGACUUUCGCCGCUGAACUAUUAGAAAGUAAUGGACCUAAUGUUCUCCUGGAGCUCCAUGGUACAAGUAUGUGGAAAAUAUUUCGGAGCAAUCUGUUUGGAUGGUUUCAGUGUAUUCUGUGGGCUGGUGCAAUUCUAAACUUUAUUGCUUAUUUCGGUUCUAGCUAUUUGGACGUAGGAGAAGACCAUGGUGGCCACUCCACUAAAGAAUAUUUAUAUUUAGGAACGGUGAUAACCUUUACUAUAUUAGGCACAGGUCUAUUUGGUUUCUAUCAGGAAGCCAAGAAUAUUGCUGUCAUGAGCGGCUUUGAAAAAUUAGUACCGCCCGAUGCUGUAGUAAUUAGAGAGUCAAAGAGAAAAGUGAUACCCAAUACCGAACUGGUAGUCGGUGAUAUCGUUGAAAUGAAAAGUGGAGAUAUAGUACCAGCUGAUAUUCGAAUUCUCACCUGCACUAAUUUUACUACCGAUAAGUCAUCUUUAACUGGAGAAUCUGAACCCGUUCGGCACAGACCUGAGUGCACCAAUUCAAACCCACUAGAAUCAAAAAAUAUGUUGUAUUUCGGUUGUCCUGUUCUGGACGGCGUCGCUAAAGGCAUGGUGGUGGCAACCGGAGAAAAAACUCAAAUAGGAACAAUAGCCGGUUUAGUAACAGGACUAGAGAAAGAGAAAACACCUAUUGCCAAAGAAAUAACAUACUUCGUUAAAAUUAUAUGUGGUGUAGCAUUCUUUUUUGGUGCAAUAUUUUUCUUUAUGGUAUAUAUUAUACAGAAGAGCUGGCUAACUGCAUUACAGUAUAUGUUAGGAAUUAUAUUGGCGAAUGUUCCUGAGGGUCUUUUAGUAACAUUAACAGUUUGCAUGACCUUAUCGGCAAAAGCUCUGAAGUCAAAAAACUGCCUAGCAAAAACCUUACAAGCUGUUGAAACAUUAGGAUCUACGUCGUGUAUUUGCUCUGAUAAAACUGGUACAAUGACCCAAAAUCGGAUGUCAGUGUCUCAUUUAUAUUCUAAUUACGAAAUACUAGAUUGGAAAAAUUAUGUACACGUUUCUGACUCCACCUAUGCAACUCUAUGUUUAGCCGCUUCACUAAACCUAAAAGCUGAAUUUUCUGAUGACGCUAUGAAUGAAUCAAUUGAUAAAAGGAAAAUAAUAGGUGAUGCAUCUGAGUCAGCUAUAUUACGGUAUAUGGAAGCGCAUCGUUCGGCAACUAAAAUUCGUAAGGACAAUCCUAAGGCAGCAGAAAUACCAUUCAGCUCAGCUUUUAAAUAUCAAGUUACUAUUCAUCGAAUGCAAGCGACGCAGAGUUAUUACUUAAUAAUGAAGGGAGCACCAGAAAUCAUUCUAGAGUACUGCUCUAAAGUCCACACUAACGACGGUUUAACUCCUAUCACUCCUAUGAUAAAAAAAGAGCUAAAGACACAUUUAAUGAAAAUGGCAAACAUGGGCGAACGCGUAAUUGGAUAUUGUGACUUGAGGUUACCUCCGGAGGCUUAUCCUAUAGGUUACCCCUUUGAUACUCUUGAACGCAACUUCCCGUUAGAAGAUCUUCAUUUUAUUGGAGCAAUAUCUUUGAUUGAUCCACCGAGACAUAAUAUUGCAAAGUCUAUUGCUUUAUGUAAACAAGCGGGAAUAAGGGUAGUGAUGGUCACUGGAGAUCAUCCUGUAACAGCGUUAGCUAUAUCUCGACAGUGUGGAACUAUCACAUUACCAACUGCAUACGAUUAUGCUUUUGAACAUCACAUCGAAAUAGCAGACAUACCACAGCAUGUAAUAAAUAUGUUUUCAGCUGCGGUCAUCACUGGAGAGGAACUUCGUAAAAUGAGUAUUCAUGAUUUAAAAGAAGCACAAAAUAAGUACUCUGAAAUAACUUUUGCUAGAACCAGUCCUCAGCAGAAACUGUUUAUAGUCGAGACGUUUCAGUCAUCAAAACACGUCGUGGCUGUAACGGGGGACGGCGUAAACGACUCACCUGCAUUGAAGAAGGCCGAUAUUGGCAUAGCUAUGGGGAUCGCCGGAACUGAAGUUUCUAAGAAAGCGGCAGACAUGAUCUUACUUGACGAUAAUUUUGCGUCCAUUGUAUUAGGGGUACAAGAAGGCAGAAGAAUUUUUGACAAUUUAAAGAAAACAAUCGCUUAUACACUUACUUCAAACACCCCUGAGAUGCUACCUUUCGUACUAUACGCUUGCGUGGGCAUGCCCUUGCCUAUGACACUGAUGCUGAUUUUAGUUAUCAAUGUAGGUACAGAUCUACUGCCUGCUAUGAGUUUAGCAUACGAGGAUUCCGAGGAAGAUAUAAUGUCUCAUCCUCCACGGAAGCCAACCGACCAUCUGGUCAAUCAUGCGUUGAUUUUCAUAGCUUAUUUCCAAGUAGGCUUGAUACAGUUUUUUGGUGGCUUGUAUUCUUACUUUGUUGUGUUUGCAAGAGAUGGUUUUUUUCCUUCAAGUUUAAUGUUCGUUCGUAAAGAGUGGGAGUCUAACAAACUGUUGGUGACAGAUAGUUUAGGUCGUGAGUGGAAUUUUAUUGACAGAAAAAAGAUAGAAAGGAAGGCGCAGACUGCCUAUUUUGUUGCGUUUGAUCCAACAAUGCCGACGCACGGGGGUCAAGGCGGGCGGGUCAACCGCCGGCGGUCCAGCAUGAUGUCCCUAUCAGUUACCAGGAUCCACUCGUCCACGCUUCAGCGACUGCCGAGUCUAAUCGUGGGCAGUGCACCCGUUAGUUCCCGGAUGGACGUCUUGAAGGAAGAGAAUCACACUGGCGACCACUUUCUCACACCUACCCAACUGGAAGUUGUAUACCGCUCCAAUGUGAAUACUGGUCUAACCGAAAGCUUUGCCGCUGAACUCCUAGAGACUCAUGGGCCCAAUGCCCUUGUAGAGCUCCAUGGCACAAGUAUGUGGAAAGUCUUUCGUCAUAAUCUUUUUGGAUGGUUUCAGUGUGUUCUUUGGGCUGGGGCAAUCCUUAAUUUUAUAGCUUACUUUGGGUCUAGCUAUAUUGACUCCGGACAUGAAGAAGGUGGCCAUACCGCUAAAGAAUAUCUCUAUUUAGGAACGGUCAUAACUUUUACGAUAGUCGGCACUGGUCUAUUUGGUUUUUAUCAGGAAGCAAAGAAUAUAGCCGUUAUGAGUGGUUUUGAGAAAUUAGUACCUCCCAAUGCUGUUGUAAUAAGGGAGUCAAUAAAGAAAGUGAUACCCAACGUCGACUUAGUCAUAGGAGAUAUAGUUGAAAUGAAAGGUGGAGAUAUAGUGCCAGCUGAUACCCGGAUUCUUACAUGCUCUAAUUUUAAUACUGAUAUGUCAUCUUUGACUGGAGAAUCCGAACCAAUCAAACAUAGACCUGAAUGCACUCACUCCAAUCCUCUGGAGUCAAAAAACAUGGUGUACUUUGGUUGUCCCAUCAUUGAAGGUACCGCUAAAGGCAUGGUUGUUGCGACCGGAGAAAAUACUCAAAUGGGCAGAAUUGCUGGUUUAGUAACAGGAUUGCAGAAGGAAGAAACACCAAUUGCUAAAGAAAUAACACAUUUUAUUAAGUUAAUAUGCAGUGUAGCAUUUGUUUUUGGGGUAAUAUUUUUUCUAAUGGUAUAUUUUAUUCAAGGAAGUUGGCUUUCAGCUCUGCAGUAUAUGCUGGGUAUUAUUUUAGCCAAUGUGCCUGAAGGUUUAAUAGUAACAUUAACAGUUUGUAUGACAUUGUCGGCCAAGGCACUGAAGGCAAAGAACUGCUUAGCCAAAACAUUACAAGCUGUGGAGACGUUAGGAUCCACUUCAUGCAUUUGUUCCGAUAAAACUGGCACUUUGACCGAAAACCAGAUGACAGUAUCUCACUUAUAUUGCAAUUUCGAAAUACUCGACAAAAAUGAUCAUACACAUGUAUCUAACCCGACAUAUGCGACUUUAUGUUUAGCCGCUUCACUAAAUCUAAAAGCUGAAUUUACUCAUGACACUAUGAACGAACCAAUUGAAAAACGGAAAAUACUUGGUGAUGCGUCUGAAUCAGCAAUACUACGGUACAUGGAAGCUAAUCGUUCAGCAACUCAAGUUCGUAAUGAGAAUCCUAGAGCAGCAGAAAUACCGUUUAGUUCAGCUUAUAAAUAUCAAGUCACUAUUCAUAGCAUGCAAGCGACGAAGAGUUACUAUUUGAUCAUGAAAGGAGCACCAGAAAUUGUUUUAGAGUACUGCUCUAGACUCCACACUGAUAACGAUCUUCAACAGCUUACACCUAUAAUAAAGAAAGAGCUUAAAGCACAUUUCAUUAAAAUGGCAAACAUGGGCGAACGCGUGAUUGGGUAUUGUGACCUAAAGUUACCACAGGAGUCCUACCCAAUAGGCUACGCAUUUGAUACUCAAAAACGUAACUUUCCAGUGGAAGAUCUUAAUUUCAUUGGGGCUAUAUCUAUGAUUGAUCCACCUAGAAAAAAUGUUGCACAAUCUAUUGCCUUGUGUAGACAAGCGGGUAUAAAAGUGGUGAUGGUUACUGGAGAUCAUCCUGUAACAGCAUUAGCUAUAUCUCGGCAGUGUGGUACUAUCACUCUGCCCACUGCGUACGAUUAUGCCUUUGAACAUCACAUUGAACUAGCUGAUGUACCGCAUCAUGUAAAAAAUAUGUUCGCUGCGGCAGUCAUUACUGGAGAUGAACUUCGUAAAAUGAGUGUUAAUGAUUUAAAAGCGGCUCAAAAAAAGUAUGCUGAAAUUACAUUUGCACGGACUAGUCCGCAACAGAAACUGUUCAUAGUUGAGACAUUCCAAUCACUGAAACACGUUGUAGCUGUGACAGGUGACGGCGUUAACGACUCACCAGCAUUGAAGAAGGCCGAUAUUGGCAUAGCUAUGGGGAUCGCCGGAACUGAAGUUUCUAAGAAAGCGGCAGACAUGAUCUUACUUGACGAUAAUUUUGCUUCCAUUGUGUUAGGGGUACAAGAAGGCAGAAGAAUUUUUGACAAUUUAAAGAAAACAAUCGCUUAUACGCUUACUUCAAACACCCCUGAGAUGCUACCUUUCGUACUAUACGCUUGCGUGGGCAUGCCUUUGCCUAUGACACUGAUGCUGAUUUUAGUUAUCAAUGUAGGUACAGAUCUACUGCCUGCUAUGAGUUUAGCGUACGAGGAUUCCGAGGAAGAUAUAAUGUCCCAUCCUCCACGCAAAGCAACAGACCACCUUGUUAAUAAAGUACUGAUUUUUAUGGCAUACUUCCAAGUGGGGCUCAUUCAGUUCUUUGCUGGAUUGUAUGCUUACUUUGUUGUGUUUGCACAGGACGGUUUCUUUCCUUCAAGUUUGAUGUUCAUUCGUAAGGAAUGGGAAGCUCAUAAAUCAUUGGUGAAAGAUACUUUAGGUCGUGAGUGGGCUUUUAAGGAUAGAAAAAGGAUCGAACGCAAGGCUCAAACAGCAUAUUUUGUAGCGGUGUGCUGGACCCAGAUAUCUGAUGUAAUCAUUUGUAAAACUAGACGAAUAUCACUUAUGAAGAAAGGAAUGCGUAACCAAGUACUGAACUUAAGUAUUCUUAUCGAUUUAAUUGCAGCGGCCAUCGUCACGUAUGUACCUCUUUGUCAUGAAGUAUUCAGUACGGAGCCGCUAUCUUGGCACGAUUUUAUUUCAGCGUGGCCUUUCAUGUUUCUAAUGAUAUGUGGCGAUGAAUUAAGACGUUAUCUUAUAAGGAAUAACAUUUCCCAAUGGGUAGAAGCAGAAACUUAUUACUAA
Messenger RNA from Arctia plantaginis, 5910 nucleotides. The record is from the annotation of a GenBank genome assembly. Lineage: Eukaryota; Metazoa; Arthropoda; Insecta; Lepidoptera; Erebidae.